AAACUUCUAAGCUUGACAUCACAAUGUAUCCCGCCAACAUUCUAUACUUAUAGCCUCCCCGACACAUAUCAACAUCCCCUCAUGUUCUAAUAAUAGCCAUAAGACACACACACCUAAAAGAUGGCUGGCAAAGGCGACAAGAUCGAGAAGAUCAUCGCCCGCCUACAGGCACGGAUCGCCGAGGGGCAGUUCUACGAAGCUCAGCAGCAAACCCGAGUGGUAGCAGCACGAUACACGAAAGCGACGAACUGGGACGCCGCCAUCAGCAUCCUCCACAAUGUCGCGCAAUCGCUUCUAAAAGCCGGCCAGGGCGGAAGCGGCGGGGAUCUCUGCGUGUUGCUAGUGGACAUCUACAAGCAAGCGGAGCUGAAGCCUGAUUCCGCUACCAAGGGAAGACUGCUUACAUGUCUACGGUUAUUCGAUAGCGAAGAGCCUACUCGCAAGAAAUACAUAGGGGAGAUGAUAUCAUGGUCCUCCAAAUUCGGCGAAUACCCCGCGGGCGAUCCCGAGCUCCACCACGUCGCAGGCUCUUUGUACGCGGAGGAACACGAACCGUACGACGCAGAAAGACAUUUACUUCUAGGAACGAAGGAUUCCGCUGAGGUUUUGGGUCGUUUGGAAUACGAGUGGUUUAAGGAAGACGACGCACAUACAGCCGCCUUAUACGCUGCCCGAGGCGUUUUGCCCUAUCUUCUCACAGGCAACGUCCGAGCAGCCAACACAUGCUACCGACUAUUUACCAGCGCUCUGAACCAGGACAAGCAAAACCAGCUUGGAAUUCAGGACGUCAGCAGUGCUAGCGCCGACAUACGAAUCUACCCUAGCAUACCUCUCCUCAACUUCAUAGGCCUCCUCUUACUCGCCAUCCAGAGAGCGAACGCGGAUCUGUACAAGCAACUGCAUAAUAAAUAUGCUACUCUUCUCGGAGAGGUCGAGCCAUGGCACGAAUCUUUAGAGAUGAUCGCCGAGAUGUAUUUCGGGAUCCAGAAGCCUCGGCAGAGCAACCCUCUGAUGGACAUGAUGAGCGGGUUCUUCGGUGGUGGUGGCGGUGGUGCUCCAGCAAGUGGGGGUGCGAAGAGGCCGGCUGUGAAGGCUCCUACUUCGAUGCCGGCGGCCGAGGGAUUAGAUUAGAUACCUACCUAGAUACCUGCUCUUUUAGAGCUACGUAGCAGCAGCAUCGCGCCCACCUAUUUGCAUACCUCUGUAGUUCUGAUAAUCAGAACCCUUUAGCAGGAUCAUCUAAUUUGUUUACUGCAGUCGUGGCUGUUCCUCCGGCUCGUACAUCCAGUUAUCUUCAGCCAGGGCGGCGACUUUCGCUCUCAUGCUAGCUCGGAGU
Annulohypoxylon maeteangense is the source of this 1336-nucleotide messenger RNA. RefSeq names its product DUF410-domain-containing protein. Gene Ontology annotation, molecular function: protein binding. Bases 121 to 1131 code for a protein of 336 amino acids. The record is from RefSeq and is a predicted model, not a curated record. Gene Ontology annotation, biological process: protein insertion into ER membrane. Gene Ontology annotation, cellular component: TRC complex; cytosol. Lineage: Eukaryota; Fungi; Ascomycota; Sordariomycetes; Xylariales; Hypoxylaceae. The transcript has 2 exons.